AUGCACAUCGCCGGCCUCGUGGCCUUUCGAGAUGACGAGAGGAGAGUUGCGCGGCAACUCGCCGCUAAACCAUUUCCACGUGUCGACCCAGGCCAGGGGGACUUCUUAGCAGGCCUCACCGGACCCGUGCUUGUAAUGGAGUACAUUGAGAAUGGCAUGUUGCGAAGACUUAUUAGAAGGCUGGAAAAUCGGGCGGAGCCGACGCCGAAUCGUGUCCUGUGGGCCUUCUACUUAUGUGCUGUCCGGGCAUGUAUUGGCAUGGCUUACCCGAGACAAGCAGACCCGGACGCCGCGGUGGUUCUGGAAAACAUUCCGAUACCGGAAGUUGAGGCAUCAACGAAGGUUCAUGGCGACCUUCACACUGGGAAUAUAAUGGUUGGCGAUUUUGAUCUAGCCGUCCCUGAACAUAGCCUAGUCCCCGUGAUGAAGCUCAUCGACUUCGGGCUGACUACAAGAGUAAAAGAGUCGAAAAAAGCCGUCGAGGAGAAUCUGUUUGAAGCCUCUAGGGCAAUAUACAGUGUCGCCAUCCGUCAAUUGAGGACUCAAAAUGAUAGGACGAACACGGAAAAGUACAAGGACAUACAGACUUUUGCCGUGCGACUCUCCGACGAGCAACCACAGGAUCUCACUCUCGACUCGGACCUCCGAGAUCUCAUCUGCAGGUCUAUGGCCAAAAGACCCGAAGAUCGAUUCACGCUUGCACAAAUGCUAGCAAAGACGUCCCAGCCUGUCGCGAACAAAACUGCGGCUUCGUUCAUGCUCAACGGAACGGCGGAAUCUGACGACGACAUUAAAGACUUCGUGCAGGACAUGAUAUACAACGCGGACCCGGACCCUCCUGCCGCACCAUCUGCACCAGCUGCGGCACCCGCGCAGGCACCCCCGCCUCCUCCUCCGGCGGCCCCAAUAAUGAUAAUCUCGUCGUGA
This is a messenger RNA of Anthostomella pinea, 927 nucleotides long. The record is from the annotation of a GenBank genome assembly. NCBI's taxonomy places the organism in Eukaryota, Fungi, Ascomycota, Sordariomycetes, Xylariales, Xylariaceae.